Plectropomus leopardus (leopard coralgrouper) is the source of this 852-nucleotide messenger RNA. Lineage: Eukaryota; Metazoa; Chordata; Actinopteri; Perciformes; Serranidae. The record is from RefSeq and is a predicted model, not a curated record.
UCCUUUAGCUUUACGGAAACACACGCACAGCGUUCUUCGCAGUGAGAGGGUUAAGACAGGAAGGAAAUGGGGAGAGACAGACACACAGAAAGAGACUGAGAGAAAGAGACAGAGGGGAAAACAGCAGAUUAGGGUCACUGGGGUUUUCCACUUAUGUAGGAUCAGACAGACAUGAGAAGUAGGUAGGGCAGAAAGAGGAGGGGAAACAUAACUGCAGUCACAGGCCGUUCAGACAGCACAAAGAAAGCAGAGAGGGAGACAGAUUGUACCUGAGUGAUGGUCUUUGAGUUGAAUUAAAUUGCUGUCAUUUCAAAGGUUAGGCACAGGCUUAGAGGAAGAGUGUACAGGAAGACGGUCAAAGAUACUUUAAAUCAAAGGUGGAGGGCUGUUAUCGAAUGGGCGACAAAUGGCUAAAUUGAAUUGCUCAAAAGUGGAGGAGUACCCCAGUUCAGAUGGGACACGAUGCUGUGAUCGCUGCGCUCCAGGACAGUACAAGCAAGCUGAGUGUGACAGCACAAAGAGGACCGUCUGUGCCAAAUGUGAAGAUCGGUUUUACACAAACACCAAAAAUCACUUGCCUAAAUGUCAACCCUGCACAAGCUGCAAUUCCAAUAACAAGCAAAAGGAAUUCAAGAAGUGUACGGCUCAGGAGGACACAGUGUGUGAGUGUGUGGCUGGUUUCUACUGUACAGAUGAUCAGUGUACCCACUGCCUGGGACUGACAAAAUGCCAUGUGGGUAAAGGGGUCAUGGUUCAAGCCACUCGCACAAAAGACACAGUCUGUGCUCCAUGUGUAAACGGGACCUACAGCAACGUAACAGAUGACCACUCGCCCUGCCGAAUUCAUACCAG